This is a messenger RNA of Paramuricea clavata, 471 nucleotides long. The record is from the annotation of a GenBank genome assembly. NCBI's taxonomy places the organism in Eukaryota, Metazoa, Cnidaria, Anthozoa, Malacalcyonacea, Plexauridae.
AUGGCGUCGACAUCUGAUCACUCUGAUGUUGGCGUCAGUGUCGGAAAUUACAACAAACGCAAACGUAGUGCUGUGUGGGAUUAUUUUAAAAAGUCGGAGAUAGAGGGAAAAUCGAAGUGUUUAUUAUGUAAAGAAGUCGUGAAGCAUUUAAGCAAUACUUCAAAUCUUGCGAAGGUAAUUUUCAUUCUUGAUCUACAUUUUUCCCGUGAGUUGUUGACAUACUUGUUGUUGCAUAUCUUUUUUGAUUUAUUGUUUUACUUUUAGCACCUAAAGGGCAAGCACCUACCUGAAUACAAUAUCUACGAAAAACCGAAAAACGAAGACGAAGAAAGUAGAAAAAAACGGAAACCGCAGGCACAGUCUGUUCAGCUUACGUUGCAAGCAACAAUUAACAAAACCCAGAAAUAUUCUUCAACGUGUCGACGCCAGAAAAAAACUAGACGAGGCUUUAGUGGAAAUGGUAGCGACUGA